AUGUUUUCCUUCCUGGCGUAUUGCUACCUCAAGACAGUUGCGGUUCUUCUGCGGUCCAUCAUCGCCCUGGGUGGGCGCAUUGCAGGCCGCCCUGUACCCCGACCGGAUGAAGUUCGGCACAUCGCAUCGCGCGAUCCCUGGAGGACGAUCAAAAUCCAUGUGUAUCAUCCAGCCAAAUCCAUAAAGGAGCCGAGACCGGUCCUGAUUAACUUCCAUGGUAGCGGGUUCCUGCUUCCCAUGCAUGGCAGCGAUACGGAAUUCUGUCAGACUAUCAGCAACAACACCCAAUAUACAGUGCUCGAUGUGCCGUAUCGCCUGGCGCCGGAGAACCCAUUCCCUGCAGCACUGAAUGAUGUCGAAGAUGCCAUCAAAUAUGCCCUCCUUUGCUCAAAAGAGUUUGACCGCACGCGCAUUUGUCUCUCUGGAUUCAGUGCAGGAGGAAACCUUGUGCUGGCAGCGUCGGCCACGCUCUUCCCUCCAAAUACCUUCCACGCUCUCAUUGCAUUCUAUCCCGCGCUGGACCUGGCCUCUGAUGCGGCUACCAAGGUCGCUCCAGAUCCCAAAGGACGCGUGAUUCCAAUUCCUGUCGCGCGUUUGUUCAAUCGUUGCUAUGUCCCUCCCGGCGUGGACAGACGGGAUCCCCGAAUUUCUCCCAAAUACGCCGAUCUAGAGCGAUUCCCGCACCGAAUGCUGAUGAUCACUGCCGAGGGCGACUCACUCGCUCUCGAAGGAGAAGAUCUAGCGAGAAACCUCGGGAAACUCCCCGGUCGACAUGUCGUCAGCGAGCGCAUGGCCGGGUGCAACCAUGCGUGGGACAAGCGCACGCAGGCGGGAACCCCACAGCGAGAGGCUCGGGACCGGGCAUAUGCUAUGGCGGUGGACAUGUUGAACGAGGCUUAG
Messenger RNA from Penicillium brasilianum, 900 nucleotides. Lineage: Eukaryota; Fungi; Ascomycota; Eurotiomycetes; Eurotiales; Aspergillaceae. The record is from the annotation of a GenBank genome assembly.